AUGGCAGAACUCACGAAUAAUUUGAGCAGUGACUGUCUACUUGAUGCUAUCACCACUAGCUUUAACACAAAAGAUUAUGUGACUCUCAAUAAGCAGUUGAAUAGAGCUAAUCUUCAACUCUGCAACGCCACCACCCUUCCAGGGAACAAGACAGAAUUUUUGAAAUCUCUGAAGGAAAUCUUCAGCCAAGCUCCUGAAGAGCUGGAUCAUAGCACUACUGCUGAAGUUUUUGAGCGGGUGAUAGGUCUGACUUCAUUCGACCAAGUGCUGGAAGCAUUCACAGUGGAGGAGAUGGGCCAUGCUCUAUCAAGUCAUGUGAUCAACUUGGUGAGAUUAGCAUGUAAGGUUUUGAGCCGCUCACAGCCGAAAGGGCUCUUCGCUGGCACAGGACUUAUCGACCUGAUGUUAGAACAAUUAUUUGAUGCAUCGACAGAGCUAGAUAUUGUCAGCGAAAUCGAAAAAUGUUUAGAACAACUAACCUCAGAUGCAUUAAUAAGAAGACGCAUUUUGAAAGACAACCUACAACUACUGUUGCGCGUGCGUUCCCAGUUCGAUCCUAUCUGUACGACCAGGCUCUUGGCUCUUAUGAAUGGCAUUCUUCCCCACACAGAUCGCAGCGAAUUUCAGGAUAAGUUAUUUAUCUUUGGUGAGACAGAAAUCCACAAGGCAUUGGACAAGGAUAUUUUCUUGUUUAUUAAUGUAACUGAUUAUUAUGUUUCAAUUCUGAAAAUCAUGGGAGCUACAAGUGAGCAGCGACAGUUUAGUAUUUGGGUUUUAGACCGUGUGCUGAGUGUUGUCAUACCAAUUUACGGCAAACUCUACAAACAAAUGCACGAGGAUUACAUGAUUGAAACCUUUGGGCGGAAAUAUCUGUUCAGCUUAUUCAAGGAAAUUUCAAUGCUCAGUGACUCUCAUUACUUUGAAGAGCUGGACUCUAGGUACUUGAAUUUGACACCUUCGAAUCUAGAUUUCUCUGAAUUCAUGAAAUUCAUCAAGCCAUCAUAUCUUAUGGAAGUUCAGCAUGAUUAUAUUUUGGGAAACUUGACAGUGACGCCGUCAAAUUUAAUGGCUUGGAGAAACCUAAUAUCUGAAAAACAAUCCUUUGAUCAAGUCAAAGAUAAUUUAACGUCUGACGCAAUUUUGUCACUUCCCUAUUCUGAACAGAUGGUCUUGCUUCAGAAGCUAACAUGUUACGAAUACUCAGCACGCUACUUACUCAACGAUCUAUCAAAGGUAAUGUCAAACACGCUCGAUGAUAAGUCAGGCUCUAUCACGGAACCAGAAACAUCUGAGCUAAGGCGAGAAGUUUUGGAAAACUUGCUCACGUUCGACAGUGGAAUGCUAAAUGUUUGGUUUCAACCAACCCAAGAAGCAUAUCGCCUUUUGGUGAAUGGCGGAAAAGUCCAGGACUCAAUGGCUCAUGUUGCGGAUACAUAUCUGUAA
Molecule: messenger RNA, 1443 nt
Organism: Lachancea thermotolerans CBS 6340
Lineage: Eukaryota; Fungi; Ascomycota; Saccharomycetes; Saccharomycetales; Saccharomycetaceae
Gene: HSM3
Product: Hsm3p
Exons: 1
Coding region: 1-1443 (480 amino acids)
Source: RefSeq, a predicted model, not a curated record